AUGGCCCUGUACGUCCUCGCGUGUCUAACUGUGUUAGCCGUUACAGUCGGAUUAGUCACUGUUUACACACGUUCAAAUCCUACCACAACCAUUGAAACAGUUAACACCACAUCCGUAUCUAAUACCACAUUGUCACCUGACACAGCCACUGGCAAUUCAGUAAUCCUGACAUCAUUAACGUCGACCACGACAAAAGCAAUAACAACAACUUCCACUAUUUUUACGAACACAGGCAGCAUUAUAAUGCAAACAAAUUCUACUUCAACAGGUUUGACAAAUAUCCAGAUAACACCGGCAGAAGCUUCGACUACAACAAGUAACAAAGUUACAACAACAGUCACAGCGACCACUGCAACACCCGAUUUGACAAAUAUCCAGAUAACACCGGUAGAAGCUUCGACGACAACAAGUAACAACGUUACAACAACAGUCACAGCGACCACUGCAACACCCGGUUUGACAAAUAUCCAGAUAACACCGGCAGAAGCUUCGACUACAACAAGUAACAACGUUACAACAACAGUCACAGCGACCACUGCAACACCCGGUUUGACAAAUAUCCAGAUAACACCGGCAGAAGCUUCGACUACAACAAGUAACAAAGUUACAACAACAGUCACAGCGACCACUGCAACACCCGCACUAGCAACUAGCAAUUUAACAAUCCUGACAUCAUUAACAUCGACCACGACAAAAGCAAUAACAACAACUUCGACUAUUUUUACGAACACAGGCAGCAUUAUAAUGCAAACAAAUUCUACUUCAACAGGUUUGACAAAUAUCCAGAUAACACCGACAGAAGCUUCGACGACAACAAGUAACAAAGUUACAACAACAGUCACAGCGACCACUGCAACACCCGGUUAGUCUUUUAACCUAUUGAAUACCUUAAGUUUGCACUUAUCCAAAGGAUCUAAGAU
Molecule: messenger RNA, 920 nt
Organism: Didymodactylos carnosus
Lineage: Eukaryota; Metazoa; Rotifera; Eurotatoria; Philodinida; Philodinidae
Source: the annotation of a GenBank genome assembly